Molecule: messenger RNA, 615 nt
Organism: Panicum virgatum (switchgrass)
Lineage: Eukaryota; Viridiplantae; Streptophyta; Magnoliopsida; Poales; Poaceae
Exons: 3
Coding region: 1-615 (204 amino acids)
Source: RefSeq, a predicted model, not a curated record
AUGCAGGAGGAGGCCGUUGAAUCCAACACUACUGCUACCCAGGAAGACCCCGUGGAACCCCCUAGAACUUCACGGGACUAUCAUGACACAACUGCCUUACCGUUUCCAGAGUGGAUAAGGAAGCCGGUGGCUGAUGAACAAUUCGGCAAGUUUGUCGAGGUACCCACGUAUGCCAAGUAUAUCAAGGAUAUUCUUGGGAACAAGCGGACGCGGCCCACCACCGAGGUUGUGCAGUUAACUGAAGAGUGUAGCGCUGCUAUACUUGAUCCUCUCCUAGUGAAGAAGAAAGACCCAGGCUGCCCCACCAUCACCUACUCGAUCGGGGCUCAACACUUUUCGAACACCCUCUGCGACUUGGGAGAAAGCGUCAGUGUCAUGCCAAAGCUAGUGGACCAAACAGUCCGCUACCUCACAGGAAUAACAGAAAACAUUCCGGAGAAAAUCCGGAAUUACUUCAUUCCCGUCGACUUCGUCAUACUCGACACGGAAGUUGACACCAAGAUGCCACUCAUCUUGGGCAGGCCGUUCUUGAGUACAGCAAACACCCAUAUCGAUGUUGGAGCUGGAGAAAUUCAGGUCAACAUUAAUGGUCAGAAGGAGAAGUUCGCCUUCUAA